Molecule: messenger RNA, 2172 nt
Organism: Bemisia tabaci
Lineage: Eukaryota; Metazoa; Arthropoda; Insecta; Hemiptera; Aleyrodidae
Gene: RNASEK
Product: Ribonuclease kappa
Biological process (GO): nucleic acid metabolic process
Molecular function (GO): RNA endonuclease activity
Source: RefSeq, a predicted model, not a curated record
CCCUGAUCACAUGACAGCUAUCUUCAUUUGAUAAGGCUGGGCAGGUCCUGAUUACAAAUAUUGAACUAGUUAUUUUCUUAUUUUAAUUAUCUCUUAUAGUUUAGCAACAUGAAAAUUUGCGGCCCGAAAUUAGCUCUGUGUGGGUUAGUCAUCAGCAUCUGGGGAAUAAUCCAAUUGGUGCUGAUGGGUUUCUUUUACUAUGUCAGAGCUGUUGCCCUAAUGGAAGAUCUACCAAUGCCGGAAAAUAAGCAGUAUAACAGUGCGGGUGAAUUCUAUGCGGAAGUUGAUAAAGGCUUCACCUUGAAUGCCCAAAACUGCUGGAUAGCUGCCUGCUUAUACCUUUUCACGCUAGCGUUCUCAGGGUAUCAGUUUUAUGUAAAUAGUCGAUCAUCUGUCAUGUAAGCGUGGAAACCAUUCCAAAACUCUCUCAUUCAUCUCAUUAUCAUGUAGUGGUACCAAAAUGUCAUGUUUUGGACACCACAAAAAUGUUGGCAUUCAAAUUUUCAAUAGGACCUUUAUUUCAUCCGGCAAACUCCCUAAAAUUGUGAUUUUCUCCAACCCCUUAAUCUGAUAUUAGCUCUUUAUUAGAAGACUAAUAAUAACAUGGAAAUAACAAAAAAUAUAAAAGUACACAUGUCAAGUCCUGUAGAAAUUUGAGUGUUCCAUGGUUGCAUUCAGCAAAACUGUGUACAUAUCCUCUUCUCACUAAAAGUUGCAUCAGUGAGAGGUAGCAGCUUUAAAUUUGUCUCCAUUUUUUUGUCACUUUCUCGUCAUCAAUUUUUAUCGAGUACCAAGAAUUAGUUGGAUUACAGUCUCUUUCUUUUGCAUUUGUUACUUAUUACUUACCAGUAUAUGAUUUGAGUAUUUUAUUUAUAGUGUUGGGUUUUGUCAAUUUGUAUCUUUCUCUGGCUGUAAAAAUUGUACAAUUUUGUAGCCAUUAUUAUGCCAUGGUUGUCGGGGGUUUUUUUUGUGUUUUUAUUGCUAAAUAUCCCAUUUAAAAACAACUUCCAACCGAUUGUUAUUAAACACAUAUGAGUCCAAUCAAUGUGCCUCGGAUGAGAAAGAGGGUCUCCGAUGCUAAAAACCCAAGAAGCAACCGCAGCAACCAUUUCAAGAGAUCCGAUUUUAGUGUAUUUUCCAAGGGAAAGGCACUAUUCUUGGUUUUUUUCUGCAUUCCUUGAAUUUUUUGGUUUGAAGUUUUUGCCCUUGUACUUCCACGGCUCCAUGCAUGUGCUAAAAUGGCAGUCAUUCUAACUCAAGGAAGUUUUUGGACUUUGUUUAUGGGUUGUUAUUGAACAGGAGGACAACGUUAUUACUUUCCAUUUGAAGGCAAUGGAAAUUAAUAUUUAAGUUUAUUUUCUUUUUUCAUGAUGAAGACACUUUUUUCCCAUUUCAUUGAACAAACCCAACAAAAUUAUUUUGUGAUACUAUGUUUUGGUUUUAAAUGGUACUAUUAUCUAAGAGAUUAAAAGUAAAAUCAUAAAAUUGAAUUUGAGUGAAGACUAAGUUCAUCCUUCAUCCCGUCAUCUCAUUUAAACAAUUAUGCUGUUAAUAGGAGAUUGCUUUUCUUGAAAAAAUAUAAUUUAAGGAAGCAUAUUAUAACUCAAGUUGUGCUCUAUCUUUAAUUUAAAUUCAACUCUCAGAAACAAUUAUUUUUGUCUAGAUCAUAUCGAUAGCUAAGUACGGAAAAUGUGUAUCUCAAUCCAAUUGUUUCCUUGCAAUUUUGUGUCAUUCUUAUAGAAUGGGCGAAGGAAAUUCACAGAUAAUUUCAAUGAGAAUUGUUGGCUGGCUUCCUAUUAAAAAAAAUAAGCGAAGACUGACAAUGUCUCAAUCUGAUAAACACAUUUUUUGACAUUUAGCCAUCGAUAUACUUGGCUAAUUUCAUCACCAGUCCUCAGUCCUACAUCCUCUGGAUAACAAUGUACUUGAAAUUUAAACUUUCUUUGUAAUCAUUUUAGUAUACACGAUUCUUCUGGAUUAUUUCUUUAGUUUAUAGUUUUCUUUAAUGACAGCACAUUAAGUGGUCAUUUGUGGCAAAUAUAAAAAUUAUGUCGGAGGGAUUUAAGUCAUGACUACAAUUAUGUAUACUGUGACUUGGUGUAUUUAAAUCAAAUGUUAAUCCCUUUUGCAUGUAAAAAGUUGUUUGUUAAUAAUAAAUUUUAUCAAAAAAUU